ACUCUCCCUCCCCUCACUCUCUCCCCCUAGCUCUCCCUCACUCUCUCUCACUCUCCUCUUCUCUCCCUCCUCCCUCUCUCUUCUUCCCUCCUUCUUCCUUCUCCUCUUCUCUCCUUCCUCCCUCUCUUUCUUUCCCUCCUUCUUCUCCUUCCUCUCUUUUUCUCUUCCCUCUCCCUCCUCCCUCUCCUUUUCUCCCCCCUCCUCCCUUCCUCGUACAGAGAGGGCACGGGGUGGGCCUGAUCCUGGGCCUGACCUGGCCACUGUCCUUUCAGGGUCCGGUUGGCCUUGUGUGAGGCAGGUGACAACUUGGUGCUGGCCACAGGGACGAAGGUCCUCUGGUCCCCUGGCCCCCCUUUGGUGAGACGGGACCCCCAGAGUCUGCGAGAACAUGGAGCAGCCCCCAGAGAGCGAGGCCGCUGAGAUGCGGGGACGGAUUGGAGCCAGCCCGGUAGAGAAGGUCAUUGAGCCGGAGGAGGACUCAGAUGACAGGAGGAGAUACAGAGCCUGGAUGGCGGAGAAAUUUAGUUCCUUAAGGGCUGGAGACUCUUGGCCGGGAGAGCGGGAGAACUUCCUGUACGGGCCCACCACGCUGCUGUUCUCCCGCACCUGCGCCAAGGUCCGAGUGGUCAUCGGAGAAGAGGGUUCCGAGCUCCCCCCUGGCGAAGGGCCACCCUUCAGCGAGAUCCCCGGCCAGGCCGGGCAGCUGGCGGCACUGUUCCAGCCCUACGAGAGGACUGACCGGCGACCCAACACCGUGGUCCUGCAGGGGCCCAUGGGCAUCGGCAAGACCGUGCUGGCCAGGAAGCUGAUGCUGGACUGGGCCCACGGGCACCUCUGCCGGGACGUGUUCCAGUACGUCUUCUACUUCAACCUCGGCGACAUGGACGGGACGGCGGAGAAGAGCAUGGCCGAGCUGAUCUCCGGAGAGUGGCCCAGCCCGCCGGUCCCCGUCUCCGACAUCCUGUCGCAGCCCCAGAACCUGCUGUUCGUCCUGGACGGCUUGGAGGAGCUGAAGCCCUUCCUGGACGGGCCCGAAGCCGAGCUGUGUCGCGACUGGAACGAGCCCCGGCCGCUGGCCAGCCUGCUGCAGGGGCUGCUCCGGAGAACCCUGCUGCCCGAGGCCUGCCUGCUGCUGGUGGUGCGGCCCUCGGGCUGGGCCCGCCUGGCGCGCUGGCUGGGCUGCCCCCAGCUGGUCGAGGUCCUGGGGCUGUCCAAGGCCGACCGGGAGGAGUACUUCCACCGCUUCUUCGGGGACCGGGCCAGCGCGCGCGCCGCCCUGGCCACCGUGCGGGACAACGAGACGCUGGCCACCCUGUGCCGCUCGCCGCUGGUCUGCUGGCUGAUCUGCACGGGCCUGAAGCAGCGGCUGGAUGACGGGCAGGACCUGAGCCAGGGCCCCCUGACCGCCACGCGCCUCUACGUGUCCUACGUGACCGGGCUGUUCCGCGGGCGCGCCGCCCCCCAGGAGAGCCAGCUGCGGGCUCUGUGCCGCCUGGCGGCCGACGGCGUGCUGGCCCACGCCACGGGCUUCGACACCAGCGACCUGCAGCGGCACAUGCUGACCCCGGCCGACCUCGAGCCCUUCCUGAACACCCACAUCAUCCUGGGCCGCGCCGGCGGCUACGCCUUCCUCCACCUGACCCUGCAGGAGUUCUUCGCGGCCCUGUACAGCGCCAUGGAGGUGACCCGCAGCCCCUCGGCGGCGCACUCGGUGCAAGACCUGACCACCGAGCUGGAGAAGUACUCGGGCGUGGACACGAGCUUCCUGAGCCUGGCCGUGCACUUCCUCUUCGGCCUGCUGAACCCCGAGUGCGCCCGGCUGCUGGACGCCGAGCUGGGCUGCCGCCUGUCGCCCCAGCUGCGGCGGGACCUGCUGCUGUGGGCCGCCGUGUUCAGCGGCUCGGCCGCCCCCUCGCUGCGCGCCCUCUCGCUGCACCACUUCUUCUUCAGCCUCUACGAGACGCAGGACGCGGCCUUCGUGGAGGAGGCCAUGGACCACUUCCGGGACCUGCAGCUGGUGCUCUGGAGCAAGGUGGACCUGCUGGUGUCGUCCUUCUGCCUCUGCCACUGCCGCCGGCUCGAGAAGCUGGUGCUCCACCUGCAGAGGGAGGUCUUCCACGAGCAGGACCCCGACGACCCGGAGUCACCCGCGGAGGCCGAGGCUGGGCCCCAAGCUUUGGACCUCAUCGCCUCGCGCUGGAAGGCGCUGUACACCGUGCUGAGCACCAACGCCACCCUGCGGGAGAUGGAGCUGAGCUUCUCUUCCAUGAAUGACCUCUGCAUGAAGUGCCUGAGUGACCAACUGAGCCAUCCCGACUGCCGCCUGCACACCCUGAGGAUCAGGCAGACCGCCUUUGUCCCCUUUGCCUGUGGAGACUUCCCGCUGGCUCUCAUCGGGCACCAGCAUCUCAUAUGCCUUGACCUGGAUCUUCAGCUGGGGGAUGAUGGGAUGAAGCUGCUGUGUGAGGCUUUGAGACACCCCCAGUGUAACCUCCAAUAUCUGAGGUUGAAGAGCUGUGCCCUCACCAAAGCUUGCUGCCCAGACCUGGCCCUGGCCCUCACCUGCAACCAGAGCCUGAGCCACCUGAACCUGGAGGGGAAUCAGCUGCUGGACAGCGGCGUGCAGGUGCUGUGUGAGGCCCUGAACCGGCCCGAGUGCCACCUCCAGAAACUGGUGUUGGCAGGAUGCGGCCUGACCGACAGUGGCUGCCAGGAUCUCUCUGCCACCCUCACCGCCAGCCGGAAGCUCACCCACCUGUGCCUGGCCCACAACAGCCUUCGGGACGAAGGCCUAAAGAUUCUGAGCACAGCUUUGAAAUGCCCCGAUUGCCCCCUCCAAAAACUGACGUUGUGGAGCUGCGGGCUCACCGCCGCGGGGUGCCAGGAUCUCGCCACGGUGCUCCUCAACAACAAGAACCUGACUCACCUGGACCUGGGGGAGAACGACCUCGGGGAUGACGGCAUGAAGCUGCUGUGCGCCGCCUUGGCGCAGCCGCAGUGCAGCCUUCAAGCCUUGGACGUCUUGGUCUGCUUCCUCACCGAGGCCUGUUGUCAGGACCUCGCGGACGCCCUCAUCCUCAACCGGAACCUGCACAGCCUGAACCUGGGUCACAACGCUCUCAAAGAUGAGGGGGUCAAGCUGCUCUGCAAGGCCCUGAGACACCCCGACUGUCAGCUCCAGAGGCUCGGGCUGGAGAGGUGCCAGAUCAACACCGCCGGCUGCCAGGACCUCUCCUCGGUCAUCCUCUGCAAUUCGAGGCUGAAGAGUCUGAACCUGGCCCAGAACGCCUUGUGGGACGAAGGGGUGAGGCUGCUGUGCGAGGCCCUGGAGCGGCCUGAAUGCGGACUGCAGCUCCUGGCGCUGUGGAAGGAGGCGUUCAGCGAGGACGCGCAGCGGAUGCUGAAGGCGGCCGAGGAGAACCGGCCACAGCUGGUCAUCACUGGCGACUGGUACAGUCACGAGCCCGAGGAGUUCGGCUUUUCCUGGUGGCUGGAGACCUGACCCGCUCCCCUUCCCUGCCCCCGCCCCCAUUCUCAGUCUGUCCCAGGGGCCCAUGGGAGCAGCGGGUCCCCGGCGCGGCACGCGUGCCCUACAAGACCCCCUUCAGCCCUCGGCGGUCACGCGGUGUCCACACCCUUCUUCCCUUGGACAUCUUCGAGGGUGAAUCAAAUACAGACUGAUUGUUUUUCUCUGCA
Antechinus flavipes (yellow-footed antechinus) is the source of this 3696-nucleotide messenger RNA. RefSeq names its product NACHT, LRR and PYD domains-containing protein 14-like. The transcript is spliced from 11 exons. The coding region runs from base 389 to 3502 and encodes 1037 amino acids. Gene Ontology annotation, cellular component: cytoplasm. Gene Ontology annotation, biological process: regulation of inflammatory response. Gene Ontology annotation, molecular function: protein binding. The record is from RefSeq and is a predicted model, not a curated record. Lineage: Eukaryota; Metazoa; Chordata; Mammalia; Dasyuromorphia; Dasyuridae.